CUCACUUGUUUCCGCUUCCGGGUUCUGAAUUCAGAACGUCGUGUGAACGCCGCGCUAACAGAAAGUUUGUUCACAGCGGCUUGGAUUUAUUAUGUAUUUCAAUCUUUUAAUAUUAAUGUUUUAGAAUAUAAUUGAUAUAAGAGGAUAUAUUUACCUGGUAAGGACGAAAUCGUCUGGUUGACUAUGUCUCUUCCUAAACGGGAGGUGGAGGAGCUACGGCCCUGGGUGGAACGGACCGUGAAGAAGGUGUUGGGGUUCUCUGAGCCUACUGUCGUUACUGCGGCCCUGCACUGUGUGGGCAAGGGCCUGGACAAGAGGAAGACCACGGACCAGCUGCGUCCAUUCCUGGAUGAGUCUGCCGGUGGGUUCGUGGAGAGACUAUUUGAGGCCCUGGAGGAGAGCCGCAAUUCCCGUGGGAACAAGGGUGCUGGGGAAAGGAACCGCAAGAGAGACCUGAAGGAUGUGUUUGGUGAUGAGGUGGAGGUGGGUGCAAGGCGGGACGUCCCUGAGGCAGGAGAUGGUGUGCCGGUGAAGAGGAAACGUGUCCCCCGCUUCGAGGAGGUGGAGGAACCAGAGGUCCUACCUGCACCCCCUACUGAGAGCCCUGUCAUGCUCACUAAAGUACAGAUCAAACAGAUGAUGGAGGCUGCCACCAGACAGAUAGAGGAGAGGAAGAAACAGCUGAGCUUCGUCCCAGUGUCUUCCCAGCAGAGGCUGCCCCUGCCCACUCCCCAGCCAGACCCCCCCUUCGCCUCUCAUCUUCUCCCCGCUCCCUCUGCCCCCUCCUCGGGCUCGGCCCAGUCCAUCGCUCCCUCCCAGGCAGCUACUUUCAUGAACGAUGCCAUUGAGAAGGCUAGGAAGGCUGCAGAGCUGCAGGCCCGCAUCCAGUCGCAGUUAGCCAUGAAGCCUGGUAUACUGGGAGCCAUUGGGAACACUGGAGGACCUCAUAACCUGGUGGCGCUGGCCAACCUACACGCCAUGGGGAUAGCACCACCGAAGGUGGCAGAGGCCCGCGAGUCAAACAAGCCGGCCCCUCUGAUUCUGGAUGAUAUGGGUCGGACCGUGGAUGCCAGCGGCAACGAGGUGGAGCUAACACACCGCAUGCCCACCCUCAAAGCUAAUAUCCGUGCGGUGAAGAGGGAGCAGUUCCGUCAGCAGUUGAAGGAGAAACCUGGCGAGGACCUGGAGUCCACUAUCUACUUUGACGGGCGUGUUAACAUAGCACCCGCCCAGCGAGCCAAGAAGGGCUUCAAGUUCCAUGAGCAGGGACGCUUUGAGAAGAUUGCCCAGAGGAUCAGAACUAAGGCCCAGUUGGAGAAGCUGCAGACAGAGAUCGCCCAGGCAGCCAAGAAGACUGGGAUCCAGGCCUCUACCAAGCUGGCCCUCUUUGCCCCCAAGAAGAUGCUGGGGGACGGGCAGGUGCCCAUCAUUGAGUGGUGGGACUCGUACAUCCUCCCCUCCAACAUUGACCUAUCCACAGAGACCAAUUUUGUGGCGAUGGAGUUGUUUGGAGUCACAAACCUGGUGGAGCACCCUGCUCAGAUCAGCCCCCCAGUGGACACAGACAAGCCAGGAGUGACUCUGGGAGUGUACCUGACUAAGAAGGAACAGAAGAAGCUGAGGAGACAGACUCGCCGGGAGGGACAGAAAGAGCUUCAGGAGAAGGUCCGACUGGGGCUCAUGCCACCCCCAGAACCUAAAGUGCGCAUCUCUAACCUGAUGAGAGUGCUGGGUACGGAGGCAGUACAGGAUCCCACUAAGGUAGAGGCCCACGUCAGAGCACAGAUGGCCAAGAGACAGAAGGCCCAUGAGGAGGCCAAUGCAGCCCGGAAGCUCACAACCGAGCAGAGAAAAGAGAAGAAGGUGAAGAAGCUGAAAGAGGACCUGAGUCUUGGAGUUCACAUCUCCGUCUAUAGGAUCCGUAACCUCCACAACCCGGCUAAGAAGUUUAAGGUGGAAGCUAACGCCAACCAGCUGUACCUGACGGGCACCGUGGUGCUACACCGAGACGUCAACAUGGUGGUGGUGGAGGGAGGUCCCAAAGCCCAGAAGAAGUUCAAGAGGCUCAUGUUGAGCAGAAUCAAAUGGGAAGAACACAACUCCAAGAGAGAUGAUCCAGAUGCAGACGAUGAGACCAAGAAGAACAACAGAUGCAGCCUGGUCUGGGAGGGCACGGCUAAGGAGCGUAACUACGGGGAGAUGAAGUUUAAGCAGUGUCCUACAGAGAACAUGGCUAGAGAACACUUUAAGAAGCACGGAACAGAACACUACUGGGACCUGGCUCUGAGCCAGAGUGUGCUGGAGAGCACUGAUGACUGAAGGGAGAGCAUCACUAGAAAGCUGAGGAGGCAGAAGGAUCCCUUACCACUGACCCAGGGUCCGAUAGUUGUUCAUCCUCAUAAUGGUUAGGAGUUAUCUGAUCCUGGAUCAGUGGUGAAGCGCAUUGAUACCUCGUGCACCAGAGACAUGCAAAGGUCAGGGGUGAUUCUACCCCUCUUACAGAUACAUUCACAACCCCAACCCGGCCUUGUAUGGCUGACUGCCUGCCUGUUAUUGUGUGGUGACUUGACUUAAGACAGGGAGGAGACUGAUUGGGAGUGAAUGAAUGAAAGGAAGUGCUGGUUGGAGAAUGGAUGAGGGCGUAGAUUAGGAGGGAUAUAUGGUGUGUGUAUAGAUAUUAUUGAGCGAGGUGUACACUGUUCUGCAAUCACAUUUUGUGGAAGAGUUGAUAACUGUGAGACCAUCUUUCUAGCAGUUAGUGUCAUUCAGGUUGUCAGUUGCUGUGUGUCAGUGUUUAAUACUUUGUCUGGCAUCUCUCCACUGUGUGAGUGUUCUAUAGCUUGCUAUUGACUUCUCUACCUGACUACAGUUCCUGAGUAAGCGCAUUUGUGGUCCAAAUACAGUUCUGAAAUAUUGCCGCAAUGUACUAUUCCCAAGCAAAAGCCCUGUUUCGAAUAAACAAAAACCAACCUAUCAACGUAGAAGUAACUAAAGACUUUGAAACGUAUGAGAUCGUACAUUUGACUAUGGUUUGUGUCAUGUUUUUGGCCUUUUAUUGUAAUUUUAAAGAAAAUUGAUACAAUUGUUUUUUGUGGAAUGACCACAUUUAGUGGAAUGACCACAUUAAGUCAAGUAUUGACUGACCCAAAAUUGUUUUAUUUUCUGUAUAUGUUUGUUUUGGAUAAAGUGUCUUCCCUUAAUGUUUGAUCCUGUAUAUGUAGCCAAUAAACACAUGCAGGACAAUACAAUACA
Oncorhynchus masou masou (cherry salmon) is the source of this 3252-nucleotide messenger RNA. RefSeq names its product U4/U6 small nuclear ribonucleoprotein Prp3-like. The record is from RefSeq and is a predicted model, not a curated record. The transcript is spliced from 17 exons. The coding region runs from base 184 to 2319 and encodes 711 amino acids. Gene Ontology annotation, biological process: mRNA splicing, via spliceosome. Gene Ontology annotation, cellular component: U4/U6 x U5 tri-snRNP complex. NCBI's taxonomy places the organism in Eukaryota, Metazoa, Chordata, Actinopteri, Salmoniformes, Salmonidae.